AUGGAACUAGUAGAUCGAUCGACACCAUCAUCGCCACGCGCCUCGCCUCCACUGCCACCGACAGAUGCCUCCGCCCAGCGCGCAGCCAGGGAAGUUCAACGUCCCCGUACUACCAUUACUGAUAUAAUAAAUCGCUUCAAAAAUGAUCCAGAAUGUAAAUAUCAACCGAGAAGUGGACGGCCACCAGCACUAUCAGAUCGGGAAAAACGGGAGAUAAUAAAAAUAAUAAAAAAAGAGCCAAAGACUCCAUCUUCGGAAAUCGCUGCAGUGAUAAAAGAAGGCACAGAUGACAUCGGUCUGAUUCGAGUUGGCGGUCGCCUGAGGCAUUCAACUCUUGGCUUUGAAGCGCGUCACCUGUGUAUUCUACCAAAGAAUCAUCAGCUGACGUUCUCCAUAAUUGCACAUUUUCAUCACAAGCAUCAUCAUGUAGGGCCGCAGUCACUACUUGCAGCCAUUCGCUUGCAAUACUGGCCCAUAGGUGGCAGAAAAACUGUCGCCCACGCCCUCGGUAAAUGCAUUAUAUGUUGUAAAUCGAGACCGCGACUCGCCGAGCACAUCAUGGCUGACUUGCCUAAGGAUCGCAUUGCGGCCUCACGCGCCGUUAUUGUCACUGGUGUAGACUAUUGUGGGCCGUUCUAUUAUAAGCCAGAAAUGCGUAACAAGUCCCCUCAGAAAUGUUACGUUAGCGUUUUUAUCUGCUUCGCAACAAAAGCCGUCUGGAUGGAGUUAGUGAAGGACUUAUCGACCAGCGCCUUUAUCGACGCUCUAAAGAGAUUUGUUGCUACUCGUGGCGUACCCAGCUGCAUUUGGUCAGAUAAUGCAACAAACUUCGUAGGCGCAAGAAACGAGUUGAGUGAUUUGCGACGCCUAUUUUUAAGCGAGGAGCAUCGCAGCGAGGUCCAUAACCACUGUCUCAACAAUGGGUUUGAUUGGGAUUCAUCCCGCCCCGCUCGCCGCACUUCGGCGGCUUGUGGGAAGCAGCCGUAA
This is a messenger RNA of Rhagoletis pomonella (apple maggot), 987 nucleotides long. RefSeq lists its product as uncharacterized. The transcript is spliced from 3 exons. NCBI's taxonomy places the organism in Eukaryota, Metazoa, Arthropoda, Insecta, Diptera, Tephritidae. The coding region runs from base 1 to 987 and encodes 328 amino acids. The record is from RefSeq and is a predicted model, not a curated record. Gene Ontology annotation, molecular function: nucleic acid binding.